AUUAAAUAUUGCUUUUAAGCAAAUUUAUAUAAAUAUAGCAAAAUGUGCUCGCAACGCAUUUAUUUUGUUUUCACGCUCGCAACUUGUUUACUUUUGACGCUGACAGCUGCUCAGGGCCUCUACUCAAUAAUUGCGCCAAAUACAGUGAGACCGAACUCUCAGUACCAUGUGGCUGUGAGCGUACAUAAGGCAGCGGAGCCCGUCAGAGUGAAGGUGGGCAUACUGAGCAGUGCUUACACAGAUUUCAAGACCGUCGAGCUGAGGCCCUACUCAACGCAGCUGCUGCACUUUGAGUUGCCCGCGCUCAAGUCCGAUCGUUAUCGGCUGACGGCGGAAGGCCUUAGCGGCAUAAUCUUUACGAACGAAACACAACUACAUUUCGAGCCCAAACAGCAUACGGUGCUGGUGCAGACGGACAAGAGCAUCUAUAAGCCCGGAGAUCUGGUGCAUUAUCGCAUACUGCUGCUCGAUGCGAAUCUCAAGCCCGCGCGGGGCUAUGGACGCGUGCACGUUGAGAUCCGGGACUCGGGCAACAAUCUCAUCAGGAGCUAUAAGGACAUACGUCUGACCAAUGCCAUCUACUCAAAUGAGCUGCAGCUCUCGGACUAUCCACGCUUUGGCGAUUGGUCCAUAAUUGUGGACGUGGCCGAGCAGCAGCACAAGCAAACGUUUGAGAUCUUGGAUCACAUCUUGCCCAAGUUUGUGGUGGACAUUGAGACGCCACGAAAAGCAAUCUAUAAGGAUGGCAAAAUCGCAGCUACAGUGAAAGCGCACUAUGCUUUUGGCCAACCCAUUAUGGGCGAGGCCACGCUCUCCAUUUAUCCCACCUUCUUUGGCUCGCUGCAGCCGUUCGUCAACGAUUUGAUCACCCGCAAGGUAGUGCCCAUCGAUGGCAGCGCAUACUUUGAGUUUGACAUUGAGCAGGAGCUGCAUCUGAAGCAAGACUAUGAGCGACAAUAUCUAUUGGAUGCACUGGUCGAGGAGCGCUCCACGGGUUCGGUGCAAAACUAUUCCACGGUGCUCACCCUCUACCUGAAUCACUUCCGCGUGGAGACAGUCAAGCUGCCCAGCUAUUAUAUACCCGGUGUGCCCUUUGAGGCAACAGCACGCAUAGCUCGCAAUGAUGGCAGCCCCUUGAAAGAUUUCGAUCCCGCGAUCACGGCUUAUUUGACAAAUGUCUAUGGCAGCAGCGAAAUGUAUAAUCGCACCACAUAUACCCUGGACGGUAGAGGCGAGGUCAAGAUGAAGUUCACGGUGCCAGUGGGCGAUCGUGAUGAGUUCCAUUCGAUUAUUGUGGACUAUAUGGGCGUUAUUAGCGAUGUGGGCAAGGUGCCACGCAAACAAUUGCACAGCAAGAAUUAUAUCACGGCCAAGGUUCUAAAUGACAAACCCAUGGUCAAUCAGGAAAUCGCUGUAGCUGUUCGAUCCAACGAGCCCAUGAAAUAUUUCAUGUAUCAAGUGGUGGGACGUGGUGAUAUAAUACUGACGCGCACUGUAGAUGUGGGUGAUAAUACCUAUCAUACGAUCAAGUUUCUGGCCUCCUUUGCCAUGAUGCCGCGUGCCAAGCUGUUCGUCUAUAUGAUAGUCAAUGGAGAGCUCGUCUACGAUGAGCAGAUCAUUCGAUUUGAGGAGAAUUUGCUGAAUGCAGUGCAAAUCGAAGCGCCCAUCCGCGCACCACCUGGCCAGGAUAUAGACAUAAGCAUCAGCACCAAGCCCUACUCCUAUGUGGGUCUCAUGGUUGUUGAUCAAAAUGCAGCUGCGCUGCGUAGCGGUCACGAUCUAACACACGAACGACUCAUGGAUGCUCUGUAUGCCUAUGAGCUAAGCGAUGUCAACACACCCGUCGGCUCGCCCGGCAAGGAAUCUGGUGUCAUUAUCAUGUCCAACACGGAUUACAUUGUGGAUAGAGAGAUCGACACCACACCGGCUAUAGGCAGGGAUAGCUCCACUACUGUAGAGGAGGAUAAACUAACAGCGGUGCGCAAAACAGACAUUGGACCCGCCCAUAAGAUAGAGGUGAACACGUUGCCACCUGGCAAGGGACGCUAUGCCUUCUCCUACACACCCAAGCCCUAUUGGCACAAUCCACGUGUUCAUGUCAUGCGCGAUCCGGCAGACACCUGGCUCUUCCUCAAUCUCUCCUCAAGCAGCGAUGGCCGCAACACAAUACAUCGACGCAUACCUAGUGACAUGACCUCCUGGCUGCUGACGGCCUUCACGCUUGAUCCGGUCAAUGGUUUGGGUCUGAAUACGCCCGUGAGUAAACUGGAGGCCUACAAGGAGUUUUACAUAGCCACCGAGCUGCCGUACUCCAUACGAAAAGAUGAACUGAUUGCCCUGCCGUUUGUGGUGCAUAAUAACAGAGACAGCGAUUUGAGUGUUGAUGUGACUUUCUAUAACACAGCGCAGGACUUUGACUUUCCCCAGCUGAACAUCAACCAGACCAAUAAGCCAAAGCUGGAGCUCUAUAGUCGUCGCACCAUUCAGGUGCCUGGAAAGUCGGCUCGCUCGAUCUCUUUCAUUGUGACACCCCGACGAGUCGGUGCACUGCCCGUAAAAGCUGUGGCAACCACAUCACAGGCCGGCGACACCGUCGAACGUACCCUGCUGGUCGAGCAUCCUGGGGCUACGGAGCGCGUGAAUCGUGGCUUCCUCUUUGAGCUGAACUCCAAUGCCCAGCGCAGGCAGAAUGUCACCAUCAAAGUGCCACGCAAUGCGAUACCCGACUCAACGAGCAUCGAAGUCAGCGCUGUGGGCGAUUUGGUGGGCAGCAUUGUGGGCAAUCUGCAGCAGCUCAUCCAGCUGCCAACGGGCUGUGGCGAACAGACCAUGGUCAACUUUGUGCCGAAUCUAAUGGUGCUGCGUUAUUUGGGCCGCUUGCGUCAACUAACGCCCGAGCUGGAGUUGGCCGCCACAAACAACUUGGCCGUGGGCUAUCAGCGCCUGCUCUACUAUCGGCACGAGAAUGGAGCAUUCAGCGCCUUUGGCCUGUCCGCCAAGAAGAGCUCCACAUGGCUGACGGCCUAUGUGGCCAGAUCGUUGCGUCAGGCGGCGCCCUACAUUCAGGUGGACGAUCAUGUGCUGCAGAGCGCCCUGGCCUACUUGGCCAGCGUGCAGUCCGGCAACGGCGGCUACGAGGAGCAUGGCGAUAUCUUUGAGCAGUUCGACGAUGGAGGCAUAAGUCUAACCGCCUUUGUGACGCUCGCCAUGAUGGAGAACGUGGAUCUACAUCCUGAGUAUCGGAAUAACAUCAACAAGGCGCUGGACUUUAUUACGCGAGGCCUGGACGCGUCCAACAAUCUGCAUGCCAUGGCACUGGGCACCUAUGUGCUGUCCCGGGCCAAUCACAAUGCCAAGGUCGCCUUCCUGCAACGUCUCGACUCGCUGGCCAUGAAUGCCGACGGACGCAAAUGGUGGAAUAAGACGGCCCCGGCUGCGGAACAGCAGUCGCCCUGGUACAAUGCCACGCGCAGCGUCAACAUCGAGAUCUCUGCCUACGGUGCAUUGGCACUGCUCGAGAACAAUCUGGUGGGCGAUGCAUUGCCCGUGCUCAAUUGGCUAAUGGAUCAACGGAAUAUAUUCGGCGGCUUUGUGGGCUCGCAGGAUACGGUUGUGGGUCUGCAGGCCCUGCUCAUGUUUGCCGAACGCUUCUCCAGCCAGGGCAACAAUGUGCAGUUGGCUUUCAAUUACGGAGAGGGUGCUGAGACCAUACUGAAUGUGAAUGCGGAGAAUUCGCUGGCGUUGCAGAGUGUGGAGCUGCCCAACAACAUUAAGAACGUCAGCGUGUCGGCCACUGGGCGUGGCUUAGCGCUGGCUCAGGUUAGCUACAAAUACAACACGAAUGUGACCAGCGCCUGGCCGAGAUUCGUGCUGGAUCCCACAGUGAAUCGCAAUUCCCAUGCGGACUACUUGCAUUUGUCUGCCUGCGCCAGCUUUGUUUCGGUGCCUGGCGAUGCGGAGCGCUCCAACAUGGCUGUCAUGGAGGUGCAGCUGCCCAGCGGCUUUGUGGUGGACACCGAUACGCUGCCCACGCUGGAGUCCAGCGAGCGCAUCAAAAAGGUCGAAACACAGCAGCGCAACACCAAGGUCAUCAUCUACUUUGACUAUCUGGACAGGCGAGAGGUCUGUCCCACGUUGCAUGCAUACAAAACUGUGAAGGUCACCAAGCAUCGACCCGUGGCUGUUGUCAUGUAUGACUACUACGAUAGUGCUCGUCGCGCUCGUCAGUUCUAUCGAGCGCCCAAGUCGAAUAUCUGCGACAUCUGUGAGCAUGCGAAUUGCGGCAACAUCUGCGAGAAGGCUGAGAAGCGGGAAUCGCGUCGUCCCGAUGAUUAUACGGCCAUAGCAGGACGUACCUCAGCUGGCAAUGGCCAGAAGGCAAUAUCCGUGCUGUUGCUGGCACUGAGCAUGCUCUCACAACUGCGCUGUUAAAAGGGUGAAGCGGGAGGCGAAAUAAACGGAAGCUUUAACAAAUACCACUCAUCUACUUAAUAAGCUAGACCUAGAACAAAUGUGAACUAAAACCGAUUAAUCUUAACGAUGCUAAAAGUUGCCAAUAAUAAAGAAAAAAUACGCUAACAUCUACUAAA
Molecule: messenger RNA, 4589 nt
Organism: Drosophila navojoa
Lineage: Eukaryota; Metazoa; Arthropoda; Insecta; Diptera; Drosophilidae
Gene: Tep3
Product: Thioester-containing protein 3
Cellular component (GO): extracellular region
Molecular function (GO): endopeptidase inhibitor activity
Source: RefSeq, a predicted model, not a curated record